Messenger RNA from Aspergillus brunneoviolaceus CBS 621.78, 674 nucleotides. RefSeq lists its product as uncharacterized. NCBI's taxonomy places the organism in Eukaryota, Fungi, Ascomycota, Eurotiomycetes, Eurotiales, Aspergillaceae. Bases 106 to 510 code for a protein of 134 amino acids. The record is from RefSeq and is a predicted model, not a curated record. The transcript has 2 exons.
GUUGAGUAUGGGCUUGGCUUUCUUCUAUCCUUAACACAACCUGAUCUGUGAGCCUUCGACUACCGCCUUUGACUACCGUCAGUCUACUUUCGCUAACCCGCAGCCAUGGGUACUCAGUGGAUCAACUCUGAUAAUCUUGACCUCCUGCAAGAAGCUGCAGACGCAAUACAACCGAGUGCCGAGCUACAUCCGAGGAGAGCUGCAGCUUCCCCGAAGGAAACUCGCGCCGCCUCCCCAUGCCACCACUGCGACAGCCCGGCCCAUCGUGCACGCCAACAUCGUGACGCCUGGACGCAAGGGCUCUACCAGCGGUAUCCCUUCCCCGGCCCGCACUCGCUCGAACAGUCACCCUACACGUCCGGUUCUCUCCUCCAGUCUACCGACCCGUUCCAAGGGGCCUGCCGUAACCCCUGCGACCGCGCCUUGCGCUCCGCGGACUGGAAGCCCCCCAGUGAUGCGAUGUCACCGGUGUCAGAAGCUGCUGGACGACAGCCCGAUUAUCUGGAAUAACUAUCCAGGAGGACGGCCCGGUAGCCCGCCCAGAACCACGAGGUGGCAUUCCUAUUGCCUGUUUGGGCUGAUUGCCGAGGACACAUUGAGGCUCAUUCCCCAGAAGGAAGCUCCCAAGAGUGAAGCUGUUGCGGCAAAGAUAUUCAACCGCUUUUUCGGUGGCG